AAAAAAUUCAAACGCCCAACGCAAUAACAACACUGACCGCGAAAGAGACGCUUGAAAAAAAUUGUGAAAAAUAUAUUAAUUUAGACAAUAAUACAAAAUUGAAUAAAAAUAUGUCGGAAAAUAUUUCAGCUAAAUUUAAUAAUUUCCAAGAAGUGUUUCUAAUGGAAAAACAUCGUAUUGAUAGUUUCAAAACCUGGCCUUACGACGAAAAUUCAUCUUGCAGUAUUACAAAAAUGGCUGAAGCUGGUUUCUACUGGACGGGUAAUAAAAAUAAUGAAGAAGACGACGCUGCAACAUGUUUUGUUUGUUGCAAACAAUUACAUGGUUGGGAUCCAACUGAUGAUCCAUGGAAGGAACACAUGAAACAUGCUCCUCAAUGCCAGUUUGUUAAAUAUGGUCGCAAAGAAAAUGAAUUGACGGUGGAAGAAUUUCUUAACAUAACCUCGGCUGUGCUGCGCAAGAAGUUAACAAAAUCGCUGAAUGCUGUAAAAACACGAUUUAGCCUUUUGGCAUCAACGGAAUUGGAAAAAUAUUUAGCAGAAAAAUAAUUCGGAAUAUUUAGCAAUUAGUAGUACAUAAUUCUUUAUUUUAAGUUUAGCAUUUUAAUAAUAGCAUUUCUAUAUUGUUUUUUAAUAAAAUAUAUAAGAGAAAAGUA
Lucilia sericata (common green bottle fly) is the source of this 655-nucleotide messenger RNA. RefSeq names its product baculoviral IAP repeat-containing protein 5 (gene Det). Bases 111 to 548 code for a protein of 145 amino acids. The transcript is spliced from 2 exons. Lineage: Eukaryota; Metazoa; Arthropoda; Insecta; Diptera; Calliphoridae. The record is from RefSeq and is a predicted model, not a curated record.